Messenger RNA from Nymphaea colorata (pocket water lily), 2809 nucleotides. Its product is annotated as protein SENSITIVE TO UV 2. The transcript is spliced from 13 exons. The record is from RefSeq and is a predicted model, not a curated record. NCBI's taxonomy places the organism in Eukaryota, Viridiplantae, Streptophyta, Magnoliopsida, Nymphaeales, Nymphaeaceae. Gene Ontology annotation, biological process: DNA damage response. Bases 17 to 2578 code for a protein of 853 amino acids.
CUGGACCGUUUCCUUCAUGAAAAGGGUACCUGCGAUGCGAGUCUCUGAGAGGCUGAGACCCUCUAUGAUACUCUCCGAUUACCGUUCAUUGCCGCCGGCGCUCAUGGCGGAGGAGGGAGGGGGAGAAGCGGAGGCAAUGGCGAGCGGGUUCGGUCUGGAGUGGGACGUCGAUUUCGAGGCGGCCGUCUGCCAAGAUUUGGACCGCAUAGAGGAGGCCAUGAACGCAAAGAGGGAGGCAACUCAGCCGCAGCCGUCCGCCUGCCUCGCUGCCGCUCCACAGGCCAGACUAGAGGAUUACAUGUUCAGUUUUUCCCCUCCCAGGGAGCUCUCCCAGAGCUUUCCGGUUGACCGGCGAGGCGAACCCUCGCCGGCGAGGAAGCGGGCGGGUGGUGAUUUCCAUAGAGGGAGGAGGAAUUCGCAUGUGGGCGGUGGGCUGUAUGGUGGGAAGGACGAGGAAAUUGAGAAUCUGAAGAAAGGGUUGAAAAGCCUGCACGAGAAGCUUAUAUAUCAGGAACUUGAAUGCACACAGUUGUUGAAGGACAGGGACAGGAAAAAUGAAGAACUGAAGAUUGCUCUUGCACAAAUUGCUGACAAGGAUGUUGAAAUCCAACAACUGAAGCAGAUAUGCAAACACCAAGGAACCUUGGCUGGAAACCAUCAUCAUGUGUCCCUGCCAAGUGAUCAUGCAGUUAACUCUUCAGAAAGGAAUGGCAUUGUGUAUCCUGAUUUUGAUACUGGAGGCACAACGAGUUCGCAGUGGAUCAGAGGAAAAACAUCUAAGAGAUUAUUUAGGGACACCAGCAACUUACCCACAUCACUGGAGAAAUCUUCACUGAGGCAGUUUGAGAACUCCAAUCGAAGCCAAGAAAGUGCUCUGCCUAAUGACUUAUCUAUGGUUUCAGAUCUUAAGGCCCGUCUUUCGACUGAUGGUGCUUCAAAUUCUGGUACCCACCAUAAGUCUUCCAUGCAGGUAGAGGCAAAUGUUUGCCGGGAAACAACUGCAAAGCCAAAAUUUUCCAAAACUGUGGGAAUUCAAACAGAUGCUUUUUCUGAUCCUGCUAUUAACAAAGAAGUUACAAUUGAACACCAUGCAUCAAACAAGUUGAUUAAGCUAUGGAGGCCCGACAUUGGAAAAAGUUCAGGGCAGAAGCUGGUCAGGAAAUUGUUUGCCUCUUGUGCAGCUGAUCUCAUUUCGUUGUUUAAGUUCAUGAAUAUGGCCUCGGCAAGUGCUUUGGAUUCUGCGGCUGAAGAAAAAAUUUCCUAUUUGAUACCUCAUGAUUGCAGUUAUCAGGCACCUUCUAUUCAAGAUACUGAAGCUGCAAAAGUUGGCUGCUUUUAUUUGAUUCUAACAAAGGUAAUGAAUGACAUGGCGCAGCUGGAUUCACUGGUGGAAGCAUUGCUUGGUCUAUGCUGUCUCCGAAAUGUUGACAUUGUCCAUAGAUCACUCCGUAUUAUCCACUCAGUCUUACAUCAUGCUCUUAUUCUUUACUCCAACUCCAGUCGAAGGAGCAACAUAGUGGUGAACCAUCCUGGGGCUUCAAAUAUUGGCUUAGAUUCUGGCAUGCCUUUGUUGGGACAAUCUGCAAAAUGGCCAAAAGAAAUUUCGGAUUUUGUUAGAGGAGCUGCGUCCUCAUCACACUUACCAAAAGAGUUCCUUUACACUGAGAAAAUAUGUGAAAAGGGAACUAGAUUAGUCAGACAAAAACCUAAUAUCAACUUGGUGGCCCUUUUUGAGAAGAUGCACCAGAUUGCCGUGGAGAACACAAACCAUCAAAUACAAUUGGAAGCAAUAUCUGUAAUGAACUUGAUCAUGAUGAGAAGCAGUCCUUCGUCUGAAAGGAACAAGUUUGGAACUGUAACACUUCUUGAAAGCAUAUCAUUGCUUCUGCAGAAGAGAGUGGCUUUGGUGGUGCAGUUGCAAGCAGUGCGUCUUCUUUUCCUGCUUCUGAACUGUGAAGAAGCAAUGAUGCUCUUUUGUGGUGGUUGUAAAGAUGAGACAAAUAGUGCAUCGCCUGCUGGUGAUACUUUAGAUGCUCCACCGUUGCCAGCUUGCUGCAGUCGUAUUUUGGAAGGGUUAGCUGAAUGUGUGUCAUGCACUGGGGAAGGUGUACAGGAGCUUGUGUUGCGUAGACAUGGGAUCCAUGUGUUGGCAUUUGUAAUGGCUUCAGGUGAAGCUGCCAUGAAGAUCCUAAAUUCAGGGGCAUUUCGAAGGAUAAACCUUCUGGAGCUACUUGUGAAAGUGUUGACGUCAGAGUUGGAUGCACAAGAGGCAGAGUCUUCUGCUUCACAGGACCUCUGCAAAGAAAGGACAUCACUUAUUCGCGAGGCCUUGAUACUUCUGUGCCGGCUGGUGUCACACCCCAUUCACUCUUCUGUUGUCUUAGAAGCAUUUGCAAGUAGCAGAAGCAUGUUCAGAGUGUUGGUUGACAUAGCGCACAGGAUCAUUGCGGGAGCUGGAGCUGAAAACUCUCAGAAACGUGAAGGUUCCAGGAGAAAAGAUGUGAAUCAAGCUGACCUAAUCGACCUAGCUCGCGUACUAAAAUCAAGAACAUCGCCUCUGCUAGGAAGCAUUUCAUGAUUGUAUGUUUUAUUUCUUUCUAUUCUUUUGGAAGCAUGACCAUAAGAUCGAAUGAGGUAUUUUUGACACCGUUGGGGCCUCUGACACACAGAUUUUGCCAUCCUAUAGGAGCGUCUCAUGAGCAAAUCUUGUUGGUGCGAGGAAAUUUUGUACAUUAUAUGCUUCUGUAUUUAAAGCUAAGCCAAUGUAAAUGUAACAAUUUUAGUCAUACCCCGCAGAACUCUUUCUCUC